This is a messenger RNA of Aaosphaeria arxii CBS 175.79, 2050 nucleotides long. RefSeq names its product AAT family amino acid transporter. Gene Ontology annotation, cellular component: membrane. Gene Ontology annotation, biological process: amino acid transmembrane transport. The coding region runs from base 266 to 1957 and encodes 563 amino acids. Lineage: Eukaryota; Fungi; Ascomycota; Dothideomycetes; Pleosporales. The record is from RefSeq and is a predicted model, not a curated record. Gene Ontology annotation, molecular function: amino acid transmembrane transporter activity. The transcript has 2 exons.
UUCCCAUGCGACCCGUCUCGCAAGUCCCUCUUCCCAUAGCUGUAAUUCGUGGAUGGUGUGCUGAGGGCGAUCUGAGCCUCCCCGGAUUCAACCCCACAAUCAAGGUCGGCCAUCAUGGCCAAGGAGGCUCUGGCUUCGCCCUCUUAUCAUAAACGUUGUCUCAUUGUGAACAGACAGAGAUACAAAAUGAGGGCUUUCCCUCCCCCCUUCUACUUCGCACCACAGUCUGUCUUGUCUUUCUCUACUCUACUUACAAGAGUGAACGAUGGCUGAUGAAUAUCGUGCCAACGACCCGUCCUCAGGUGGUAAGGACACCGACGAAAAGAUGUCCGGAACCCGCGAUCUAUCUCAAUUGGAGAGUCACGCCAUUGGUGAGAUCCAGUUGUUAGAAGACGCUGGCACCAAGCGCAACAUUAAGUCGAGACACGCUCAGAUGAUUGCCAUUGGCGGGACUAUUGGUACAGGGCUCUUCGUCGGAGCAGGCCAAGCACUGGCCAUUGGUGGUCCCGCAUUCACCUUCAUGGCAUACUGCCUGACCUCGCUCCUUGUCUAUGGUAUCAUUUCCGCCAUCAUCGAAGUCGCCACAUUCCUGCCCUUGGCUGGCUGUUCCAUGGCCUACUACGCAAAUCGGUUCGUGUCACCAUCGAUUGGAUUUGCCUUGGGAUGGCUGUACUUCUACUCUUUUGGGAUCCUUGUCGCGUAUGAAAUCACGGCCGCCGGCAUCGUCAUCAGCUUUUGGCCAAACAGUGUACACAUCGCUGUUUGGAUAACGAUCAUGAUGGUGGUCAUCAUUGCGCUCAACUUUGCACCUGUCGGAAUAUAUGCCGAAACCGAAUUUUGGUUUGCUGGUUUGAAGGUCAUAAUGAUCAUUGGGUUGUUGUUCCUCGCCUUUAUACUUGCACUGGGAGGUGGCCCGACCCAUGAUCGUCUCGGCUUUCGAUAUUGGAAUGAUCCAGGUGCGACCAAAGAAUACCUGGUUGACGGGCCUGGCGGGCGCUUCACAGCAUUUCUGUACGUCUGGGUCUUCUCUGGCUUCUCGUUCUAUUUCGGCCCAGAGCUCAUUGUUUUUACCGCCGGCGAAAUGCGGAAUCCACGUAAAAACCUUCCGACUGCAGGCCGUCGAUUCUUCGCUCGGUUGGUAUUCUUCUAUAUCCUAGGUGCGUUGGCUAUUGGCGUUAUCUGCAACUCGAAUGCCGAUGGCCUCACAUCGGGCACCGGCAAUGCCAAUGCAUCUCCAUGGGUCAUUGCGAUUCGGAACGCGCGGAUCGAAGCCCUUCCUUCAAUUGUCAACGCAGGCGUUCUCAUUAGCGCUUGGUCCGCCGGAAACGCGUAUUUGUACAUGUCUAGCCGGGCCUUAUAUUCUUUAGCCAUUGCGGGUAAUGCUCCCAGGGUAUUCACCAGGUGCAACCGCUAUGGUCUGCCUGUUUACUCAGUUUUGGCAGCAAGCUGCUUUGCGCCGCUAGCAUACCUCAAUGUAGCAUCGACUGCAGGGACUGUUUUCAACUGGUUCAUCAGUCUCACAAACACCGCAGGCUACACAUCUUGGAUCAUUUGCACUAUUGUUUUCCUGCGUUUUCGACGAGCAUGUACCGCGCAAGGAAUUUCGGUCCCUUAUCAGUCCAAGGCACAACCGUAUGGAGCAUGGGUUUGUCUAGUUCUGUUCACCUUCCUUCUUCUGAUGAACGGAUUUACCCAGUUUUUCCCUGGUCAAUUCACUGCAUCUGGCUUCUUGACCACUUACUUGGGGAUUCCUCUUUUCUUGAUGCUUUGGCUGGGUCAUAAGUUGGUUGCGGGCAAGAAAGAUCCCUGGCUGUUGCAGCCUCUGGAUGUAGAUCUGACGACUGGUCUGAGAGAGGUUGAACAUGACGCAGCAACUUGGACCAGGGUGGAAGAGAUGAAACAUGAUAAACUUCAGCGCAGCACGUGGGCGAAGAAAAUAGCUGUGAUCUGGGGCUAGUCGGUGGUUACUGGGCUUUCUGUAUGUACGGUUGAAACUUGUUAUAUCUGAUUAGUGUGCAGUGUGAUGCUAAUGAGUAUCACACAAUGUUUG